Molecule: messenger RNA, 1695 nt
Organism: Fonsecaea pedrosoi CBS 271.37
Lineage: Eukaryota; Fungi; Ascomycota; Eurotiomycetes; Chaetothyriales; Herpotrichiellaceae
Exons: 4
Coding region: 1-1695 (564 amino acids)
Molecular function (GO): catalytic activity
Source: RefSeq, a predicted model, not a curated record
AUGGAAGACCUGAAAGGGAGCCUUUGCAAGGGCGCCGCCCAAGUCUUACUGGACCAUUUGAUAACAAUCAAAGAGCUUGACCUGCCAGAGGAAGUGGUCCAAGGUGCAAAGCAGGUUACUUUUGUUCCCAAGAAUGCUUGUACCUUUCUGCCCACGUCUCUGAGGAUGGCAGAGUCGUCUGCCGCGCUGUGGGCAGCGAUCGGGCUCUUUGCGGGCCAGAUUUCUUCGCACCGCUAUGACCUGCCACCCCAGAGCGUGACGAUAGACGUCUACUCGGCGACACUCUUCCUCAUGUCGUCGUUUCUGUUCAAAUCGCAAGGAAAGACGAUUGCGGACCCUCAUUUGGUCAACCGCUGUCUGCCGAUGGACUUGGGCAAAAUCCGAGAAACCUAUCGAGGGCCGGCGACCAAUAUCUAUCGAGCCCGAGACGCCAAGUUUUAUCACCUUCACGGCAGUCUGAACACCACGCCGAUCCUUCGUAUGCUGGGCCUCCCACAACAUCGGCCUGACCUCGAGGGAAGAGAAAACUACGAUCGUGUGCGACAGAUCUAUCGUGACGCUGUGGCCCAACAUGAUAGCACAUGGCUGGAUAUCGAGAGCAACGAGUAUUGGCGUUCCGCUGGGACCAUCUGCUACACUCCAGAGGAGUUUCAAGAGACGUCUCACGGAAAGGUCAUCUCCCAAGAGCCACUUUACACGGUGAACUUGGUCUCCCCGGAGCUUCCUCCGGUCCCCUGGGUGACUGUCGAUGAUGAUCGGAGACGUCCAUUAGCCGGUGUUCGCGUCCUAGACUUGAGCCGCGUGGUGGCGGGUCCGACCAUUUCGAGUGUGUUGGCGCUCUUGGGGGCCGAAGUGCUACGGAUAUCCAGCGACAAACUCCCAGACACCGUCCUCCUCUACGACACCCAGAUCGGCAAGCGCGACACCAGGCUCCAUCUCAAAAACCCAGAGGAGAAGGGGAAGUUGAAGAGGCUCGUGGAGGAGGCUGACGUUUUGGUCGAUGCGUAUCGGCCCGGUGCUCUCGAAAGGUUGGGUUUCGGGCGCAGGGAGCUCCAGGAAAUUGCCAAAAGGCGAAACAAAGGCAUUGUACACGUCCGGGAGAACUGUUACGGCUGGAAAGGAGAGUGGUCUCAUCGAUCUGGCUGGCAGCAGAUAGCCGAUGCAGUAUCGGGUGUCACCUGGGUGCAAGGCGAGUUUCUGGGUUUGAAAGAGCCCAUCAUCCCUCUCCUGCCAAACUCUGACUAUCAGACCGGACUGAUCGGGGCGAUGGCCAUCUGUCAAGCGCUCUGGAAACGCCACCGCGUCGGUGGGUCAUACAAUGUCGAUAUUUCUUUGACGCAGUACAACCUGUGGUUGAUGAAAUUGGGCAUUCAUGACCAGGAGACCUGUGGCAAGAUUCGCUCGUUGAACCCUCGGUUUAAAGCACGCCACGACACAGAGUUGCCCAGUUUGCUGACCCAGGUGAAGGAGGAAUCAAAGAUAAGCCUGGGUGUCGGGCCUGGAAAACUCUGGGACCCGGCGAGGUUCACGACGAGCAAAAUGCGGUGGGGAUUUCCUGACGAGGAGGCCUCACACUUGGACUGGAGGACGAUCAUCAGCUUCGAGAGCAGUCAUGGAGCCAAGGAAGUUGCGCUGGGAUAUGACCGAGGAUCUUGUGCUCCCGGCAGUGACGAACCCAUUUGGCUGACCGGCUGA